This is a messenger RNA of Fusarium redolens, 1185 nucleotides long. RefSeq lists its product as uncharacterized. The transcript has a single exon. Bases 1 to 1185 code for a protein of 394 amino acids. The record is from RefSeq and is a predicted model, not a curated record. Lineage: Eukaryota; Fungi; Ascomycota; Sordariomycetes; Hypocreales; Nectriaceae.
AUGGCUUCGGGUUGCAACAUGAAGAGCAACGCUACACCACGUUACUUGCAAAUCUUCAACCCUCCUCUUGAGCCAUGUGGUGACUUUCACCUGUUUGCACGCUUUCCUGAUGAUAUUCGCUGGCUUGUUUGGCAACAUUUCCUCAGUCAUGAGCGAUGGAUUGAUAUCACCCUGAAACCGGGCAGUUUCACGAACGAAAGAAGAGAGCAAACAAAUCAUCAAAACUAUGAGAUCAUAUUGGGCCACCGCUGGAAGAUAAGCAAGCUGUUCCGAACCACGUCCGAGUCACGCAAGGCCGCUUUGGCUUUCUACCGUGUUCAACUACCAUGUUGGUACAAGAGGAAAGAUAAGAGCAUGGUGAACGGCACACUCUAUGUUUGUCCUGAAUUGGACACCUUGAUGCUCAACUGCUUGGAAGUCUUUGAGAACUUUGCACAUGACCUCUGGGCUUGCGAUCCGCGAUGUGUCGGUCUGGUCAAUCUCGCCUUGCGCGUCAAAGGCCCGUCGCAUGACUUCAAGACGCCGAGCACCACUGGGCGUGACACGUCUCGGCUGAAGGAAACUUUGUUGAGAAUUGAGCACCUCACAGUAAUGAACACGCAUUGCGUACGCGGGUGGGGUGGCGAGUUUGCAAAGCGCUCAACUGUUCCAGUUUUCCAGAUGAAUCGUACCGUGCCCAUCAGGGGCCAUUCGUUCGGCUUUCAUCGAUUAUCAUGCGAUCCUCGAUUGGACGAUGGAAACUUUAAGCAACUAUAUCUUGGAAACAUGGACCCUGUAAGACGCUUCCAUCGCUGGUUCAGACUCCUUCUAUCAGUAAGGGUGAAGCACAACCACGAGGUUGAAUAUCGCUUUGGGAGCUGCCGCCGUUCAUAUCCACCCCUCAUAACUGACCGAGCAAGCGCCAUGGAGUCUGUGAAUCAGACCCACGAGAGGUUUAUAACAUGGAUGGAACCACAUACAGAAGAGCCAAGGGAGGCCAUCGCCAAGGAAACUGCAGAACACCUUAAGCAAACACCACAGCCAGCCAUAGGGUUCUGGCUGUUUCCUCUCAAGAUCUUUAAGCGUCUACCUCUCGCCGACCCGUCUCGUGAGUAUCCGAUAUCCGACGAUGAUGGAGGUGGUACUAUCAAGGUGUCGUCGCCAUGGGAGCUUGAGGCCGAGCUGUGCUUGGCAAACAUUUACUAA